CCGGGGUGGGGGACCUGGAAGUUUUAGCCUAGCUGUUCUGGAGGCGGAGUAAUCAGUCCAAGAAACAUUAUAUUCAUUUUUCUGGAUAUGCCACAAAAGGAUCCAUGCCAGAAACAAGCCUGUGAAAUACAAAAAUGUUUGCAAGCCAACAACUAUGUGGAAGCAAAGUGUCAGGCUGUCGUCCAAGAACUUCGUAAGUGUUGUGCUCGAUAUCCCAAGGGAAGAUCUCUUGUCUGCUCAGGAUUUGAGAAAGAAGAGGAAGAAAACCUGGCACUGAAGUCUGGAUCCAAGUAAAGUUGUGCUGAGAAGUUAAAUUCUGCUUCAUGUUUCCCUCAAGCAAGUUUUAUUUACCAUCCCUUCUUCAAGCCAGGUAGCAGCAAACAGCAAAUGAAAAAGUCAAUUGUAAGGGUUAGCAAAUAUGCCAUCUAUGCAAAAUAGACCAAAUAACCUAUGUUAGAAUAUAAAUAUGUAUAAUGUAAAAGGGAGGUAGGUGCUAAAAUAAACCUAUUUUACAUGAAA
Molecule: messenger RNA, 519 nt
Organism: Psammomys obesus (fat sand rat)
Lineage: Eukaryota; Metazoa; Chordata; Mammalia; Rodentia; Muridae
Gene: Cmc4
Product: C-X9-C motif containing 4
Exons: 3
Coding region: 88-294 (68 amino acids)
Cellular component (GO): mitochondrial intermembrane space
Source: RefSeq, a predicted model, not a curated record